GUUUCAAACAGACAGCUGUUUGCGCGGUUGCAGGCCGAUCCAAACACCAUCGACAAACUGGACAUGCUGGGGCUGGGCAGCGAGAAGCGCGGGCGAUUUGAGCGCAAAAAGUGGUUUCGGUACGACGAGCCCGAUGUCAAACUGCCUCACAUUUCGUUCUUUGCCGGUGCCCAAGUGGCAGCAUCGUUCCCAGCCGCGUCGCUGCCUGAGAUUGGCUUUGUGGGCCGGUCUAACGUGGGCAAGUCGACGCUGAUUAACCAGAUAUGUGGGUCCUCAGCAGCGCGGGUUUCUGACAAACCGGGUAUGACGCAGCAGAUCAACUUUUACACGGCAGACAACGACUUCCACCUGGUGGACAUGCCCGGCUAUGGCUUUGCGUUUGCCAAGGAUGACGAGAGACAGGCGUGGCAGCCCCUGAUUGAGUCGUACAUUAGACAGCGCAAGUCGCUCCGGCGCGUCAUGGUUCUGCUGGAUGCCCGCCACGGAAUCAAGUCCAACGACCGCGAGUUUAUGGCACUGCUCGACCGCAUGCGCGUGAAGUAUCAGUUUAUACUAACAAAGUGCGAUCUUGUGCACCGCAUUGAUCUGGCCAAGCGGCACCUUUUGGUGUCCCAAGAAGCAGAAAAGUCUAGGAACUGCAUUCCGCGCGUCAUGAUGGUCAGCGCUCGCCACGGCGCGGGCCUCAACAACCUGCGCAAGGAGAUCCUG
Kickxella alabastrina is the source of this 708-nucleotide messenger RNA. Its product is annotated as P-loop containing nucleoside triphosphate hydrolase protein. The record is from RefSeq and is a predicted model, not a curated record. Lineage: Eukaryota; Fungi; Kickxellomycota; Kickxellomycetes; Kickxellales; Kickxellaceae. The annotation marks the transcript as partial. Gene Ontology annotation, molecular function: GTP binding. The transcript has a single exon.